Molecule: messenger RNA, 1620 nt
Organism: Exophiala spinifera
Lineage: Eukaryota; Fungi; Ascomycota; Eurotiomycetes; Chaetothyriales; Herpotrichiellaceae
Exons: 4
Coding region: 1-1620 (539 amino acids)
Biological process (GO): amino acid transmembrane transport
Cellular component (GO): endoplasmic reticulum
Molecular function (GO): amino acid transmembrane transporter activity
Source: RefSeq, a predicted model, not a curated record
AUGACCCUUGAUGACGAGCACUCUGAUGGUUCAGUCAAUGGUAGAACCAAAGGGAGCCUCGAAAUCCAGAUUCCUCUCCUGUUGUCCUCGACCGACGACAAUUCCGACGACAAUGGGGAUCCUUCGAUAGCCUCAAAUCAGCCCGGUCGCCCUACGCCCCAGAGACAGUCUUCCCUCUCCCACCCUCGCCCAGACGGUACGCCGCGAACUACAAAUAGGGUGCGCUUUGAUCUGAUUGAAGGGCAAAAUGUACAACAUCCAGAAGAGUGGAUGGAAGAGGAGGACUAUCUCGAAUCUCCGAGCAAUAGCCAGCAUGCACCGCUGCUCACUGAUAUAACUCCCCCGGCCCAGUCACCAUUCCUCUCGGACUCCUUCCAGCCGGAGGAUUAUCUACCAGAUGCUCGGCCCAAGAGUGGUAUGCGCAGUGCUUUUAUGAACAUGGCCAACUCCAUCAUUGGUGCUGGAAUCAUUGGGCAACCGUAUGCCUUUAAGCAGGCUGGUCUUACAGUGGGAGUCAUCCUCCUUAUCGGGCUUACAAUUACGGUGGAUUGGACUAUACGUUUGAUUGUAAUCAACAGCAAGUUGUCAGGUGCGGAUUCGUUUCAAGCAACCAUGCAACACUGCUUUGGUAGCAGCGGACUUGUUGCAAUAUCGGUUGCGCAAUGGGCAUUUGCAUUUGGUGGCAUGAUUGCUUUUUGCAUUAUCGUGGGCGAUACAAUACCACAUGUUCUGGAAGCCUUGAUUCCUGGGUUGAGGGACCUACCUUUUUUGUGGCUCCUCACUGACCGGAGAGCGAUCAUAAUACUGUUCAUCUUGGGGAUUAGUUGGCCUCUGAGCUUAUAUCGAGACAUUGCAAAGCUUGCAAAAGCUUCGACACUCGCAUUGAUGAGUAUGCUCAUAAUCAUUGUGACCGUUGUCACACAGGGACCAUUCGUGGAUCCAGACCUCCGGGGCAGCGUCAGUGGAAUGUUAUUUGUCAAUGACGGCUUCUUUCAAGCCGUUGGAGUGAUCUCAUUUGCGUUUGUUUGCCACCAUAAUUCUUUACUUAUCUAUGGGUCCUUGAAGACCCCUACUCUGGAUCGAUUUGCGACCGUCACACACUAUAGCACAUUCAUCUCGCUCGUUGCUUGCCUCGUCAUGGCAUUGGCAGGGUUUCUCACUUUCGGCGACCGCACCAAGGGCAAUGUGCUCAACAACUUUCCGUCACAAGGCCAUAUCUUGAUUCAGAUUGCCCGCUUGUGUUUCGGCCUCAACAUGCUCACCACCCUUCCACUCGAGUGCUUUGUGUGUCGAGAGGUCAUGAACAACUAUUGGUUUCCCGAAGAACCGUACCAGCCGCACCGCCAUCUGAUCUUCAGCAGUGCUUUGGUAGUCAGCGCCAUGGGCGUAAGCCUUAUCACAUGUGACUUGGGGGCGGUCUUCGAAUUGAUAGGGGCUACGAGCGCUUGUGCACUUGCCUACAUAUUACCGCCUCUGUGCUAUAUCAAGCUAAGCACGAGAAGCUGGAGGACUAUUCCUGCGGUCCUCUGUAUGAUGUUUGGGGUCGCUGUCAUGACGGUGAGUUUGAUACUGGCUAUGAAGAAGAUUAUCAAAAACGAAGGAGAGCCACAACAGUGUUGA